This is a messenger RNA of Phaedon cochleariae (mustard beetle), 567 nucleotides long. NCBI's taxonomy places the organism in Eukaryota, Metazoa, Arthropoda, Insecta, Coleoptera, Chrysomelidae. The record is from the annotation of a GenBank genome assembly.
AUGGUGCCAGCAGCAGAUGCUCUGAUUUAUCAGAAAUGUAGUGUGAAUUUUAAAAAAGGCGACUCUAUUCCUAAGAAACAUCAACAUGAUAUCCCCAAUGAACAGAUAAAGUUAGCAGGACGUCCUUCUGAUAAAAAUAAAGAAGAUGCCUUUUUAGAAAUAUGCAGGUGGCUCAAGGAAAAUGAUGAACCAAUUUCAGUUCAGGAGUUGCUGGACAAAAUGGCAGAGCUGUUGCCAGAAGAUAUCGAACCUGACAUUAUGAUAUUGAGACAAAAAGAUGGAGCUAAUAUGAUCGUUUUGUGUUCUCCAGACCCAUCUUCCUUGAUUUGGCUACCCUCCAACCGCACCCGGACUCCGGAAUUGGUGAAUUUCACUUUUCCGGUGAUAGGCGGGAUAACCAACACCAGCGAACCCGUUUACAUAGGGAGAUUUGCCAACGGCAGUUACACUUACAUAGGAAACGUCCAUACCGACUACUACGUUUACUUUUCCGAUAUCACCUCCGAUAACGGAGACGCUUAUGGAGGGUUUAGCGAUAGCUACGAUUUGUUGAUACACGCUAAAUGA